UUUGGCGCAGCGCGAGGAAAUCUGCUGAAACAAGAAAGUGUUUGUUUGAGAGAGAGGGCUGGGAGAGGAGCGUGGGGGGGUCCCACAUGCAGAGGUAACCCCUUGCCUGGCUGGUUUCUCACGCUGUACCUGUGGAGGUGGAGCAUUCCCCUCGUGCCAAGGUGCUCCUCAGUGCACGCCCGGAGCUCGAGGCAGUCCCUGGAAAAGGUUCUGCUCCCACAGCGUGGCUGGGGCUCAGCACCAGGACAGAGUCCUCUGUUUUACCCCAGCACACAUUUGCAUUCCACAGGUCUGGGAGACUGCGUGACCACCCAAGGCUUGGUGUUUAAAACUGAUCAGGCUGGCAGCACAGCACUUCGCAUCCAGCUGCGCUGCGCACACAAACUCCCCAGCCUCUGUGCUGGAAAGUCAGCUGCGAAGGAUUUAUUUUAGAUAUUGCUUUUGGAGCAGGUACAUUCCUGCGCAGGCAGGAUGUCCAAACCCUCUCGCUUGGCUCGACCUGUGUCGGCUAAUACAGCUCCUAAAUCGCCUUUGUCUAGGAAAGAAGAUUUUAACAGCCGAUCACGAAAAAUUAGGCUAGGUGAAAAGAUUUUGCGAGCUGGCAGCGAAGGAAACCUGGUUAAACAGCAUCAGCAAGAGCAGGUGGAAAUCACAGAAAGGCUUGUGCCACGGAGGGCUCCUUUUCUGAAAGACCAGGCAAAACCCAGUUUGCAUGUAACAUCACUAGAUGAUGCAGAAUGUCUCCGAUCUAAAGAGCUCCUUUCGACCCCGAGCAGCCACACUUCUUCUAGUUCAAAGUCCACCCGCAACAUCCCUCGAAGACAUACAGUAGGUGGCCCUCGCAGUUCCAAAGAAAUACUGGGAAUGCAAACCUCAGAAAUGGACAGGAAGAGAGAGGCUUUUCUUGAGCAUCUGAAACAGAAAUAUCCCCACCAUGCCACAGCAAUAAUGGGACACCAGGAGAGACUAAGAGAUCAGACAAGAAGCCCAAAGCUGUCCCAGAGCCCACAGCCCAAUUUGGGUGACCACACAGAACACCUCUCUGAAGCAUCUGCUGAUUCCUUAGAGGCCAUGUCUGAAGGUGAUUCUCCAACCCCCUUCUCGAGGGGCAGCCGCACGCGGGCAAGUCUUCCCGUUGUGCGGUCAGCAAACCAAACAAAGGAAAGAUCACUGGGUGUAUUAUAUCUUCAGUAUGGAGAUGAAACAAAGCAGUUGAGGAUGCCGAAUGAAAUCACAAGCACAGACACAAUUCGUGCCCUUUUUGUAAGUGCCUUCCCCCAGCAGCUGACAAUGAAAAUGCUGGAAUCGCCCAGCGUUGCCAUUUACAUCAAGGAUGAGAGCAGAAACAUAUACUAUGAACUGUGUGAUGUGAGGAAUAUUCAAGACCGAUCUUUCCUUAAAGUUUACAACAAAGACCCUGCACAUGCAUUUAAUCACACUUCCAGAGCUGUAAAUGGAGAUAUAAGGAUGCAGAGGGAAAUUGCUUAUACGGGGCGAGAUGGCCAAAGUGGUUCUCGCCCUGGUUCUGCCCCACACCCUCUGCAUGCGAUGCCCAGCUCACCACCCUCCACCCCGGUGCCCCACUCCAUGCCUCCCUCUCCAUCCAGGAUUCCCUAUGGUGGGGGCCGGCCCAUGGGUGUGCCAGGCAAUGCCACCAUCCCCAGGGACCGGCUGUCCAGCGUGCCAGCCUCGCGCUCCAUAUCGCCCAGCCCAAGCGCCAUUCUGGAGAGACGGGAUGUGAAGCCGGAUGAGGACAUGGGUAACAAAAACCUUACCCUGAUGCGAAAUGAAAGCCUGUACGGGGACCCCUACUUGUUUCACGAGGGGAGGAUGAGCGUGGCUGCACCGCACUCCGGACACCCCCUGGAUGUCCCCGAUCACAUUGUGACCUACCAUCGCAGUGCCAUGAGGUCAUCGAGCACUUACUGCAACCCAUCCAUGCAGCCUGAAAUGCUGGAGCAGUCCUUGUACAGACAAAAGUCACGGAAGUACCCGGAGAGCCAUUUGCCCACUCUCGGCUCUAAGACGCCUCCAGCCUCACCCCACAGGGUGGCCGACAUGAGAAUGAUCGAUAUUCAUCCUCACCAUGGCCCUCACAUUCCCGCCCACACCAUCCAGCCGGACAGGUCUUCUCCCAGCCGCCAGUCCUUCAAAAAGGAGCCGGGACCGCCCGUGUUUGUGGAUGCGAAAGCGCGGAAUGCUGUUGGCCUGCCAGGCAUGGCCGAGGCAAUGCCCUCUCCCAUGGACAAGCAGGCUUUUGGCUAUGGGUCACCCACGAUGCCCAAGGACAAGGAGACAAGAGAGAGGAUACAAGCCAUGGAGAAACAGAUUGCCAGUUUAACUGGUCUUGUUCAGUCUGCGCUUUUUAAAGGGCCAAAUACAAGUAAUAGCAAAGAUUCUUCUAGUGAGAAGAUGAUGAAAAUUGUGUCCAGCAAGAGCAGCACUGACACUGCAGGUGCUGCCAGUAUAUCUGGGGGGAAGAAUGCAGUGGGAGCUGUGGAGUCAGCUGUCACCCACCACCCCGCUGGAGCCCCAGCAAUGCACCUCAGCCUGCAUGGCAUGAAACGCAACGUGUCGGACCUGCGGCUGCAGCUGCAUCAGAUGAAGCAGCUACAGCUGCAGAACCAGGAGAUGCUGAGGGCAAUGGUGAAGAAAGCAGAGCUAGAAAUCAAUGGCAAAGUGAUCGAAACAGUGAAGAGGCUUGAAGAUCCUGUGCAGCGACAGCGCAACCUGGUGGAACAAGAGAGGCAGAAGUACCUCAGCGAGGAAGAAAAGAUUGUAAAGAAGUUAUGUGAGCUGGAGACAUUUGUUGAAGAUCUGAAGAAGGACUCUGCUGCUUCCAGCAAGGCAGUUACACUGAAAGACGUUGAAGAUGGAGCCUUUCUUUUGCGUCAAGUGGGAGAAGCUGUUGCUACCCUGAAAGGAGAGUUCCCGACACUGCAAAAUAAAAUGCGAGCGAUCCUGCGGAUUGAGGUAGAAGCGGUGAGGUUCCUGAAGGAGGAGCCACACAAGCUGGACAGCCUGCUGAAACGUGUGCGCAGCAUGACCGAUGUGCUCACCCUGCUCAGGAGACAUGUUACAGAAGGACUGCUGAGGGGUGCGGAUCCAUCCCAAGCUGUGCAAUACUCUGCUACAGAAAAGUCCACUGCAGCUGACACUCUGAAAAGCCAAGAGGAGCACAAGCCCACCCAGGGACACGCACAACAAAACCUGACAGCAAUCCCAUCCGAGUCCCAGGUGCCAUCGGUCAAGUCAGAAGUCAUCCCCUUCUCAGCCAUGACCGUCCACCACGUGCAGAGCUCGCCUGUUGUCAUCCAGCAGUCUCAGCACUCGGCAGCCCUGGUCCCCCACGGCCAGGGCUCUCCCUCUGCAGGCAGCCACGGUGAAGCUGUGCCUGCAGGAGCUCACCCUGCAGCCACCCCGGCCCCGCAGGAGCCCACGGCAGGAUCCCAGCCCGCACAAGCCACACCAGCACCACAGGUCUCUGUCAAUGGCACCACCAUGCAAAGCCUUUUCAUUGAGGAAAUUCACAGUGCAAGUACCAGAAAUCGAGCUGUAUCAAUUGAGAAAGCUGAAAAGAAGUGGGAAGAGAAAAGACAAAACCUUGAUCACUAUAAUGGAAAGGAAUUUGAAAAGCUCUUGGAGGAGGCCCAGGCCAAUAUAAUGAAGUCCAUUCCUAACCUGGAGAUGCCUCCCCAGCCAGCAGCCCUGCCUAAAGGAGAUGCAGCAGAAAAGCUAGAAGUCUCAGAAGAAGCUCCUGAUGGAGAACAGGACAAUGACAAGCUGACCAAGUCUCCACCUCCUCCACCUCCACGGCGCAGUUACCUGCCAGGGUCAGGGCUGACCACAACGAGAUCAGGAGAUGUCAUCUACACAGCCAGAAAAGAGGCUGCUGCUCUCAAGGAAUGCAGUGAAGAUGCUGGGCAAAUAGCACAAUCCAAAGCCCCCAAAGAGGACCAGGCUUUGUCUCGGAGCACAGGGCAUGCUGUAGCACCAGCUGCAAAAGAUGAAGAGGAAGAGGAAGGAGAUAAAAUAAUGGCAGAAUUACAGGCUUUCCAGAAGUGCUCUUUUAUGGAUGUAAACUCAAACAGUCAUGCUGAACAGUCCAGAAAUGAUACACAUGUUAAAGACAUAAGGCCUGGGACUUUAAUGCAUCACAAGGAAAAGAAGGUGUAUGGGGCUACAACAGGAUCUCCCACAGAUAGUGACCAUCCUAAAGAGAAGAGGGAAGGGAGAACUGAAGAAGAAUUGGGUUCUGAUUCAUCCAGUACAGCUGACAAUAAAAGUGGCUUUUCAAUGAAUGACAGUCCUACAUUUAGCAAGGGUUUGUUUGUAGACAGUACAGACUAUUCUAACAAAAACCUUCAGAAUAUGAGCAUAAACCUGUCUAGCAUCGGUUUGCCAGAGGAGGACAAACGAAGAGGGGCUCAAGAUAUCUUAGGAUCACAUUUUCCAGCCGUUGAGACUGGAAAACAAAAGCCAAACUACAGACUGUCAAGAGAUGCUCUCCAGGGUGUGCCUCAGGGUGAAGCCUUGCAGAGCACAGGCAAGCACAUCCCCAUCAGCAGCGUUGCCCCUCUCCUGAGGCACAUGCAGGAGGCUGCGGGGCCUCAGCCUUCCUUGCAGGAGCAAGAAGUGUCUGCAGGCAACUACAAUCAGGUUGUGCUGAGACCCAAAGUGUCCAGAGCAAACAGCGUGAGCAGCAUUGAGGAGACAGACUCUCCAGCCAGCUCUCCAAGUGAAGACAACCCACCCACAGAAAACAUUGCCUUCAUGAUUACCAAAACAGCCGUGCAGGUGCUCUCGAGUGGGGAAGUUCACGACAUAGUGAGCCGGAAAGGAGGAGAUGUGCAAACAGUCAACAUCGACACGAGGAAGGAUGUGGCAUCUGAGAAGGGCAUCCCUGAGAACAUGGACAGCGAAGAGCCCGUGGUGUGUCUGGACAAAAAGCCUGUCAUCAUCAUUUUUGAUGAACCGAUGGAUAUUAGGUCAGCGUACAAACGGCUUUCUACCAUUUUUGAGGAAUGUGAUGAGGAAUUGGAAAAAAUGAUGACAGAUGAAAAGAUAGAAGAAGAAGAGGAGGAGGAAGAAAAUGAAGCACGUGAAGUCUCUGAGAGGCAGAAGGAAGAGUCACCAGUGGCUAAUGACAGAAAAGCAACCACAGAGCAUUCUGCAGCUCAUGGUCCCCAGGGGCCAUACCUAUUUAACCUUCGGUCUGACUCUGCAGAAGGCAGACCUCCUGUAGAGGAGGAAAGCACAAAGACAAAUUUCAACAAAUACCGUCAGAUCUAUGGGCUAAACACAGAAGCAAACUCAGACUCUGCUGAUCAGUUGGCAAGCAGGCAGGAUUCUAAGAAAAAAUUUAAAUUUAAAUUCCCUAAAAAGCAGCUGGCUGCUCUGACGCAGGCAAUACGGACAGGAACCAAGACUGGGAAGAAGACCUUGCAGGUUGUGGUCUAUGAAGAAGAGGAGGAAGAUGGGACCCUGAAGCAGCACAAGGAAGCAAAGAGAUUUGAAAUCACUAGGUCUCAGUCUGAGGAGAGUGAUAAAAGUCCUUCUGGGAAGCAAGAGGGACGCUCUGGAGCUGCAGUGUCCCUGUCUAGGACUGAUGAAAUUCGACAGAGUACAUACAGAACGCUAGACAGCCUUGAGCAGACUAUAAAGCAGCUGGAAAACACCAUCAGUGAAAUGAGUCCAAAACCUGUCCCUGAAAACACAUACACCUCUGAGGGAAGCUUUGUCCCCUUCUCUGCCCAGAUAGUACCAGAGACCCCAUCCCGAGAGCAUGUAGUGCUGGAUGAGAGCCUUGCUGGUGUAGAGCCCCCUGCAUCACUCCCAGCCACUUCACGUAAGGGCUCCAGCGCUGCCUCCCAGACAAGCCGGAUGCCAGUCCCCAUGGCUUCAAAAACUAGACAAGGAAGCAUGGAGAAAUCAGGCAAACAGCACAAGCUGCAGGAUCCACGCCAAUACAGACAGGCUAAUGGAAGUGCUAAGAAAGCUGGUGGGGACUAUAAGGCUACUUCUCCUACCCUACCUGCUUCUAAGAUCCCAGCCUUUUCUCCCACUUCUGGGAAAAGCAGCUCAGCACCUGCUUCUAGCGGUGACAGCUCUAACCCUCUUAAUCCACCUACUAAAACCUCCAUUCCUUCCUCCUCCCUUCUCGGUCCUCAGACAGGUCGCAUAACUUACUCUACCUCCCUCAUCCCCUCUGUCUCUAAUGGCUCCUCCAAGUUGCAGAGCCCCACUUACCCAGGGAAAGGUCACCACCUCUCCUUCUCGCUGCAGACUCAGAACGGCCGACCACCCCCUCCUUCCUCCUCUACCUCCCCCCCCUCCUCUAUCUCCCCCCCUUCCCUGAGCCAAGGUAUGAAGAGCAUCAGGACAAUCCACACCCCUAGUUUCAACAGCUACAAGGCACAGAACGGGAAUGCCAGCAAGUCCGCCCCAUCCACGGUCAAGGAGCCAUCCUAAAGGCUAAGCACAGCACACCUGCCAGGUCACCGAGGCUUUUUGUUCACAGAAUCCACAGCCAAUAUUUUAACCAGGGAACGUAACCAUUUUGUUGUAUUGCUGGAGGCUUAAUACUAAUCACGUGCUAAAUACUGAAUUACUACACUAGAUUAGAGUGAAGCUUUUUGGAAAACAGUUGCUGUUGCAAUGAUAAAAGAGCAUUUUCUUUCUAUAGGCAGCACCUCUUUAAAAAAGUGUGAAGGUGUGUGAGUGAACUGCGUGUGCACAGUGGUGUACUGAGCAUGGGGAAUUGUAUGGAUAAAAAUUUACUAAGUUGUUUUGUAUAAAGCUAUUUUUCAUUAUGAGGUCUAGAAGUGAACAGAGAUAUACUAAAGUGUGAUUAUAUUCAACUGUAAAACUGAGACUAAAAUAUUUUUCUUUUAUUUUGGUGUUAUUUAGCUUUGUUACAGAUUUCUAUUUUUGUCAACAAAUGUCAUGGUUCCUUUCGAGAUCUUUUUGCCAAAACAUUUUGAUACUAUUGUAAUGUACAUUUGAAAGUAGUAUGCUGGACAGUAAACCUCUGCACAAGAAACAGAACAAGACUGGUCUUAUGUGUGUAUGAGGCAACUCAACUUAUUGCACUGCCAUUCAGAUUAUAUUUAAGAAUUUGACAGACAAGGAAAAAAUAAAUUGUUUUACACAUAUAGAUAGUUGCUGAUUACUUUUUUUCUUAGCUCAAUCCACCCUUUUUCCUUCAUUUUUAUUUUACUGAGACCUGGUAGCCCAUUAAUGUAUUGCAUUGUGGAUUUUUAAAUGUACACUUCAGUACUGUUCUGUAUACUGGCAAACUUUUGUACAUAUCUAUAAAUAUCUAUAAAUAAAUAAAUAAAUACUGUAUGUGGCUGGGCACAUAGAGUAGUUUUACCACACCAAAGUUAAUUUUUAUGCAUGCUUAAAAAUACAUAUGGGAAGGGUUGAAAAAGAUGGAUACCAGUUAAAUAGGAGAAGAGCAAAAAACUUGCAUAGCUAAUGGUUUUGUAAAUAAAUUUAUUUGUAUAACACCAUAAUGUAAUAUACAGAACUAUGAUAAGCAAAGAUCUUUACAAAAAUAAAGGGCUGCAUGCUUAUAUA
Lonchura striata (white-rumped munia) is the source of this 7581-nucleotide messenger RNA. RefSeq names its product KIAA1217 ortholog. NCBI's taxonomy places the organism in Eukaryota, Metazoa, Chordata, Aves, Passeriformes, Estrildidae. Gene Ontology annotation, cellular component: cytoplasm. The record is from RefSeq and is a predicted model, not a curated record.